UGUGCAAAAAGGUCUUGGGCCAGCAUCACUUCCUCUUUCUGCUUCUCUGUUUCCUAACAGAAGCAUAAAUAGGAAGGGCGUGAGGCUCACUGCUGUCUGGAGGCUCCAGAAGGAGGCUGGCCCUGCUCCAGCCGGCCACACACAGGAGACAGAGCCCAGGAGGGAGGGCCUAUGACAUGGGUCUUGGCUGGGCUCCUGAUGGGCAGGAACACAAGAUUCUGGAGCACUGAGGACCCCGACCCUGCCCACAACCCUACCCACCUGCUUGUCCAGAGCUGACCAGGGAGAUGGUGCUGACCUCAGGGCUAUUCCCGAUAGCUCUGCUGGCCCUGUACUGGGCAUCCAGUCUGGCACAGGCAGAAACCAUCCCGCUGCAGACCCUGAGCUGCUAUAAUGAUUACACCAGCCACAUCACCUGCAGCUGGGCAGACACCCAGGACUCACAGCGGCUUGUCAACGUGACGCUCUAUCGCCGGGUGGAUGAGGCCCCCCCGGAGCCAGUGUCCUGUGAACUCAGUAAGGACACGCGCUGGCCAAACUGCCCAUAUCCCCACUGUGUGGCCCGGAGAUGUGUCAUUCCCUACAAGCUCUUCGUCUUUGCUGAAAAUGACUACUACUCAUUCCAGCCGGAUCGGCCCCUGGGAGUCCAGCUCACGGUGACUCUGGCUCAGCAUGUGCAGCCCCCGGCACCCCAGGACCUCCAGAUCAGUGCAAUUGGGGAACACUUCCUGCUGAGCUGGAAUGUAACCCUUGGGGGUCCCCAGCCCCACUGGCUGUCACAAGAGGACCUGGAGUUUGAGGUUGUCUACAGACGGCUUCAGGACUCCUGGGAGGACACCCUCACCCUCCGCUCCAAUGCCUCCCAAGUCGUGCUGGGGCCUAGUCACCUCAUGCCCAGUAGCACUUAUGUGGCCCAAGUGCGUAGCUGUCUGGCUCCAGGCUCAGGCUUCUCUGGACGGCCCAGUGAGUGGAGCCCAGAGGUGCGCUGGGACUCACAGCCAGGGGACCAGGCCCAGCCCCAGAACCUGCAGUGCUUCUUUGACGGGGCCACUGGGCUCAGAUGCUCCUGGGAGGUGAGGAUGGAGGUGGCCGCCUCAGUCUCCUUUGGACUCUUCUACACACCCAGUCCAGACGCAGGGGAGGAGGAGUGCUCUCCAGUACUGACAGAGGAGCUCAGCGGCCUCUACAUCAGACACCGAUGUCAGAUCCCCAUGCCCAGCCCUGUGACCCGUGGCCAGUACACCGUCUCUGUUCGGCCAAGGAAGGAAGAGAAAUUUAUAAAGAGCUCAGAUCACACUGAGAGGUGCUGUCUGCAAGGAGCUUCACUUUUCUGUUUGGUCACCAUCUGGUUGGGGAGAGAGAGCAGCUGGAUGUGGUUGAAGGCAGUCACCACCAGUGCACCGGGGAUUUUUCUAGUGAUGGCCCCCCCAACCAUCAACAUGACCAAGAACGGAGACAGCUACAGCCUUCGCUGGGAAGCAGGAAAAAUGCAAUACAACCACAUAGACCACACCUUUGAGGUGCAGUACACGAAAAACUUGGCCACGUGGAAGGACAGCAAGACCGAGAUCCUCUUGAAUGCCCACAGCAUGCCCCUCCCGGCCCUGGAGCCCUCCACAAAAUACCACGCCAGGGUGAGAGUGAAGACCUCCCGGCCUGGCUACAAUGGGAUUUGGAGCGAGUGGAGUGAGGCGUGCUCCUGGGAAACGGAGUGGGUGCUGCCCACCUGGGUCCUAGCCCUCACUCUAGUCUGCGUCACCCUCUUCGUGCUCCUGGCCCUCCGCUUCUGUGGCAUCUAUGGGUCCAGGUUGAACAGGAAGUGGAAGGAGACCAUCCCCAACCCCAGCAAGAGCCAAUUGUUCCAGGGCGGGAGUGGGGGCAUGUGGCUUUCACACAGCAUGUCAGCUUUCACCAGCGCAAGUGCCCCCAACCACAGACCACUGGGCAGCCACUUCCCUGAGCUGGAGAGGGCGUUCCUUGUAGGCUUCCAGGACAGUGAGGUGUUACCUCUCACCACAGAGGACUCUAAAGAUGUCUGUGAUCCACCAUUGGGAUCGGCUGUGGCUGCCUCAGAUGGUCCCACAGAGCAGCCCCACAGCCCCCUGCCAGGCCUCCCCGCCCCCUCCAGCAGGCCUGAGAGCCGGCUUUCCAAUUUCGACUUCAAUGGCCCCUACCUAGGGCCCCCCCGCAGCCACUCCCUUCCUGAUAUAAGGGGCCAGACUGUACCCCCACAAACGGGGCUGAGCCAGCAGCUGCCACCCUCAGGGUCCCUGGAGUACUUGUGUCUGCCCGCUGGGGGACAGGUGCAACUGGUCCCACUGGCCCAGGUGGAGGGGCAGGGCCAGGUAAUGGGUGUGGAGCAGAAACCCAGCCCAGGGGCUGAGGGGAGUCCCUUGCUAGAGCCUGGAGGUGGCCCCGCCCCUCCUGUGCCUGAGCCAGAGGUAGAUGAACAGGGCCCAAAGGACAGCCAAGUGGCUCUGACCACAGGUUCUGGGGACCCUGAGGAUGCUGUUGUGGCCUCUGGUUAUGUCCUUUCUGCAGACCUGUUAUUUACCCCAAACUCGGGGGCCCCAUCUGUCUCUCUGGCUCCUCCCCCGUGCCACUGCUCAGACCAGAACCCCAGCCUCUGUCCUGGGCUGGCCAGUGGGUCCCUUGGAGCACCAGCUCCCAUGCAACUAGGCUUUGAAGGUUACGUGGAGCUCCCUCCACCCAUGGUCCAGGCCCCCAAGUCCCCUCUGGGCAGUCCUGCCCCUCCUGUGGCCAGUAGCCCUGUGCUGAGCCCACAGGAGCUGGCAUCCCCACACCCUGAGGGGCUCCUCGUCCUGCAGCAGGUGGGGGACUAUUGCUUCCUCCCUGGCUUGGGGUCUGGGUCUCUCUCACCCCGGAGUAAGCCCUCUUCCCCGGGCCCCUGUCCUGAGGUCAUGGAUCUAGACCAGGCUUUUCAGGUCAAGAAGCCCCCAGGCCAGGCCAUGGCCCAGGUGCCAGCCAUCCAGCUCUUCAAAGCCCUGAAGCAGCAGGACUACCUGUCACUGCCCCCUUGGGAUGUCAGCAGGCCCGGGCAGGUGUGCUGAGACCCUCCAGACCUGGGCAGGCAAGUCCUACCUUCCCUUCCAUCUUGACUGUCUCUCCUGCCAGCCUCCGCCCUUUCCACAGUCAUCUCUGCAGAACCACAGGAAGGAAGCUAGCUCCUGUCCAGGGAGCUAGAGACCCAGGAAAGGAGUCAGCCCUGCUGCUGUCCCCAAGUCACGCCACUCCCCUCUUUCACGCUGUCCCACUCAAACACACACUGUCCAAGUUAACUUAUUUUAGAUUGUGAAUUAUUAGUGCUUUCCAUAAUAUUCCUUCCCUCAUCCCCCUCAUUUUCUUUCUUAGCAGCCUUCCUUGCUUUUGGUAUUUUUUCUUCUUUCUUCACUAAUUUAUUCUUAGAGUACAGUUGGGGUCCAAUAGCGCCUACUUGGAUACUGAGAGGUGUCGGUGUUAACAGACUUGAGUGGGCUGCCUGUCCCCAGCAGGCACCGAUGUGGGACACAAUUCUUGCCCAGGUGCAGAGUCAGAAGGCACCAGGUGGGCACCAUAUGGGAUGAGUUCAGGGAAGAGCGGCACAGGCUCAGGGAUGGGAGGACCCAGACCAGCCUUGAUUGUCACUCCACGAAAUGAGUGUGGUCAGGGGUGUGCAAGAGGCUGUUUGGGAGCUUCCUGCAGAGUGUCACAGAAAUAACAUCAAGGCCUCAGGUCAUGUAGAGAAGUCACUGAUCUGGGCCAUGAAUGGCUAAAGUGAUGGCCAGGCCCGGACCUGGGGAAUAUUGGGAAGGGAGAGGAACCCAGAAUCCACAUUUACUAUAGAAAGUUGGGAAAAAUUACAAGGAAACAAGAAAAAUGACUAAAGGGCUUUUUAAUUUGAGUGGCCCAGCUCUUCUCCCUUCCAGAAAGACUGUGCAGCUUCUAUUCCCACCGGCUGGAUGGCUGGUUAUGGUUCUUUUCAAUCUUUGACUUUCUGAUCCACAAAAAAUAAUGGCAUUAAAUUGCUUUGAUUUGCAUUAUUUGAUAAUUAUCAAGUUUGCACAUUUUUUAUAUGUAUCUCAGGCAUUGUUAUUUUUUAACUGGGAUAAGCCUAUCAAGGUCUUUGUUCUGUUGGGUGCUACCUUUUUCUGAUUAAGUUUUAAAGCUAUUUACAUAUGCCCUCUCCCGGAUGGUGCAAAGUUUUUCCCUUGAGUUUGUGAUUUAUCUUAUCAUUUUAUAUAUGAGGCUUUGGGGGUUACUAAGUAUUAAAGCUUCUGUGUUGUCAAAGAGAUCUAUGGUGAAAUCUUUCUCCACGUUUGGUGUCAGAUUUCCAAAGACCUUCCCCACUGCAAAGUCACAUUUAUCAUAAUUUAAAUUUUUUCUGGUUCUUUUUGUGCUUCAAGCUUUUGAUGUAAAGUUUUAUUUUGGGACGCAUGGAUGGGAAACAGAGUCGUCUUUGCAGUAUUUGUUGAAUCAUCCUCUUUUUGUCCUUCUAUAUGAAAUGCCACUUCUGUGAUGCGGGAGAUCCUGAUAUGUAGAUUUCCCAUUUUUAUUACUUUGUUCUCCCAAUGGUGCCCACCAUUUUGGUUGUUCUAUUAUUAAGAUGUUUUAAUAAGUGGCAGAGCAAGUGUUCUCAUUACUUUUGUUCAUACAUCCCUUUUCAUUACAGCAAUGUUUGUGGUUGAAGAAAUUUAUAACCAACUUAAUUUCAGUAUUGAUGAUUACAUUUUAGUACAUUCUAAAGGAGAACCCUCCAUUAAAAAUGAAUGAGAUGGGCUCCGUGCCUGUAGCUCAAGCGGCUAAGGCGCCAGCCACAUACUCCAGAGCUGGCAGGUUAGAAUCCAGCCCGGGCCUGCCCAACAACAAAGACAACUACAGCCAAAAAUUAGCCAGGCAUUGUGGCAGUUCUAGCUACUUGGGAGGCUGAGGCAAGAGAAUCGCUUAAGCCCAGGAGUUGGAGGUUGCUGUGAGCUGUGAUGCCACAGCACUCUACCCAGGGCAAUAGCUUGAGGCUCUGUUUCAAAUAAUAAUAAUUAUUAUUAUUAUCUGAGGCAAAUACUCUUUUUAUCACACUGUUUUUGUAACUGAAGAACUAAAGCACAGAGAGGUCCCCCAAUUUGCCCCCGGUAAGUCAGGGGGCAAGGGGCAGAGCCAGGAUUUGAACCCUCACCCUGCAGAGCCUGCCCUUGAAAGCAAGAUCUCUCCCUAAAGAUCCACACGUGGAUGCAAGAUGACCCAAGUUACUUGGCAAAAGAGAAAUAUCUAGAAACUGAGUUAUCAGCAGCAGGAGCAGAUUGACCAGAGGUGACCGUGAAAAAUGUUUGUAUCUCUCUGGGAGCUGAAUAAUGAGGUGUAUUUUUUCACACAUUGGAGUCCCAGGAGGCCUUUCUUGGAGGCCUGCUUCUCCCUUACCAUCUUCCCCUGAGAACCCAGCCCAGAAGCACAUGAUUCCUGAGGAACUGACACUGCGCGGGGCCUGCAGGAGGCUGUCCCUGACAUGGAGGAAGACAAAAUGUAUUGGGGGACGAGAGGAAUGGCAGGGGCAGAACAGGGCAGAAGAAGCCAUCAGGGCAUCUGGAGUGGAUGUCUGCCUGUCUCUGGAGAGCUCAUAAGCAAAAUUGCCUAUCAGGAAGAGUCCCAUCUUGGACAGAAAUGGCCAGGCCCUGGGCCCCUGGUGGUGUCAGCCGUUGGCGCCCUGCGAAGAACGUACUAUAGGAGGAAGGAACAAAGCUGCAGGCAGCUGGGUAGCUGGGUCCCCAAGCCUUUCACACAUUGCCCACAGGUGGUUUACUUCCAGAGGGGGCUUUCUUUUGUUUAGACACAUGCCUUUCGCAGUCCCAAGGUUGGCCUGCUCACAGUGACACUCAGUCAAUAAGGCUGAGCAGCCAGGGGAGAGGGUGUGGCCAAAGCAUUGAAAUCCAAGCUGGAGGUCCUGAGCCAUAGGUGAUCUCUCACCUGCCAGAGACCCUAAGUCACCCCACAGGUCCUUUCUCAAGUCUGAGCUCCUUCAAGGAAGCCCUUUGCACUCUUGGAAGCCCCCACAUCCACCCAUGCAGGCCACAUCUCAACAUUCUGUCCCACCACUUGAUUUUGUCUCUUUGCCUUUGUCACUCAUCUUGUAAUCACAUCUCAUAUCAUCUUCGUGUUUCAACUAAACUGAAUGCUUCCCAAGAUCCCAGCCACUGAUGAUGAGCCCGGCUCAUCUUGGGCUUGAGUGCCCAGCUUAGACCGGCACAUCCGCCUAAUGUGUGCAUUAAAGGUGCUUGUGGGCUGACCCGGUGGCUCACCUCUGUAAUCCCAGCACUCUAGGAGGAUCCCUUGAGCUCAGGAAUCCAAGACCAGCCUGAGCAAGAACAAGACCCUGUCUUUACUAAAAAUAGAAAAAUUAGCCAGGUGUUGUGAUAGGUGCCUGUAGUCCCAGCUACUCUGAGGUAGGAGGAUUGCUUGAACCCAGGAGUUUGACGUUGCUAUGAGCUAGCAGAUACCACAGCACUCUAGUCUGGGCAAUAGAGCAAGACUCUGUAUCAAAAAAAAAAAGUCUUUCUCACUGGCAGGAACUGAAAAUUUGUCGUUCGCUCUACUCCAUCUCCCAAUUGAAGUGACGUUACUGUUCUGCUUAGGGCUGUAGGUGGUGAAGAAAUUUGACUAAUUGCUGGAUAAUGUAGUCUGCUAUGUGCAAUAGGAUUUCACCUUAAAAAAGGUGAUUAAAAAUACUUUGAAAAGUCCGUCUUUGGUGCCCCAGAGACAAAUAUGGGGAAAUUAAACCAGACCAACGGAUGACAAUGGAGGAGGAAGUUUCGAUUAGAGAAAUGUAGGAAACAGGAGGAAAACUGAAGGGGAGCCUGCAUUAGAAAGACAGGACCUUCGGCCAUGCUAGAAAGGAAUUAGGGAACUCCAUUAGAAUCAACCAGCAAAAGAAAAACUCUGCAAGAAGAGCAGCGUCUUUGUUCACCCGCUCCUGAAGGCAGAGAGUGGCAAGAGGCGAUAGCUCGGGUCGCCAGCUACUAAAAGCAGAAGUAGCAAAGGGGCGGAGAAAGCGAUAGAAUCUCCGUUACCAAAGACCACAAGAAGCAGAGGCUCUGGAAAGGCAGAAUCCCUGAUCCAAGCAGCAGGACUCUAUGCUACCAAGGACUGGGAGUAGCGGGGCCUCUGGAAAGGCAGAAUCCCUGAUCCAAGCAGCAGGACUCUAUGCUACCAAGGACUGGGAGUAGCGGGGCCUCUGGAAAGGCAGAAUCCCUGAUCCAAGCAGCAGGACUCUAUGCUACCAAGGACUGGGAGUAGCGAGGCCUCUGGAAAGGCAGAAUCCCUGAUCCAAGCAGCAGGACUCUAUGCUACCAAGGACUGGGAGUAGCGGGGCCUCUGGAAAGGCAGAAUCCCUGAUCCAAGCAGCAGGACUCUAUGCUACCAAGGACUGGGAGUAGCGGGGCCUCUGGAAAGGCAGAAUCCCUGAUCCAAGCAGCAGGACUCUAUGCUACCAAGGACUGGGAGUAGCGAGGCCUCUGGAAAGGCAGAAUCCCUGAUCCAAGCAGCAGGACUCUAUGCUACCAAGGACUGGGAGUAGCGGGGCCUCUGGAAAGGCAGAAUCCCUGAUCCAAGCAGCAGGACUCUAUGCUACCAAGGACUGGGAGUAGCGGGGCCUCUGGAAAGGCAGAAUCCCUGAUCCAAGCAGCAGGACUCUAUGCUACCAAGGACUGGGAGUAGCGGGGCCUCUGGAAAGGCAGAAUCCCUGAUCCAAGCAGCAGGACUCUAUGCUACCAAGGACUGGGAGUAGCGAGGCCUCUGGAAAGGCGGGAGGGUUCUCGCUUGCAAAGAUUAAGAAAAAGCGGGACCCUUUGUUCGUCUGUUAAUUACAAAUUCUUGUAGCAAAGGAAAAGCUUGGUGAGGAAGCAGGGCCUUUGUAUUGUAAAUUUUCUUAGCCAAAGUUUCUCUUAGUUUGAAAGACCUUUAAAGAAAUUAACAUU
Nycticebus coucang (slow loris) is the source of this 7961-nucleotide messenger RNA. RefSeq names its product colony stimulating factor 2 receptor subunit beta (gene CSF2RB). The transcript has 15 exons. Gene Ontology annotation, cellular component: membrane; external side of plasma membrane. Gene Ontology annotation, biological process: cytokine-mediated signaling pathway; immunoglobulin mediated immune response. Gene Ontology annotation, molecular function: cytokine receptor activity; protein binding. Lineage: Eukaryota; Metazoa; Chordata; Mammalia; Primates; Lorisidae. The record is from RefSeq and is a predicted model, not a curated record. Bases 288 to 3071 code for a protein of 927 amino acids.